Molecule: messenger RNA, 647 nt
Organism: Amphimedon queenslandica
Lineage: Eukaryota; Metazoa; Porifera; Demospongiae; Haplosclerida; Niphatidae
Exons: 3
Coding region: 75-452 (125 amino acids)
Source: RefSeq, a predicted model, not a curated record
UGUUAGCACAGAGAAGAGAGAACAACUUUGAGUUGCUUGCUGUUUAUCAUCAUAGCAGUAGCAUAGAUAGACUAAUGGCUACUACUGGCGUCUACUGGUGUUUUGUAUUAGCUAAAUGUUUGGGUCUUGUGGUAUCUGCUAUAACAUCAUAUGAACAGUCACCUCCUAUUGCAUGCCCUGGAAAUAAAUUAGUGUUCACUUGUGUGACUGAUGGAUCUGUUAGAUGGAGAAUAAAUGGGAAUAACUUACAAACUGUCUUAAUGAUUGAUACUUCACCUCCUACAACACUUGGCAGUUUCUUACUAAAUGUGACACAGCAUAAUGGUAAUACAGGAGAGCUAGUUAGCACAGCAACUAAUAAUUCAGCUCCAGUAUCAUUAAAUGGAACUAGUAUUGAUUGUUCUGGAGAUGGAGGAGGAACAUUUACAAGAAAAUAUACCAGAAUCAAUUGAUAAUGCAACUAUUGAUCCAAUAAACAGUAAUGCAUUAAUCAUAAAUUGGAGUGCUUCAGGAUCAUGUAUAGACAACUAUACUGUUACUAUUAAUAGUAACAAUACACAUAAUGAAUCCAGGACUACUAAUAACACUAAUAUAACUAUUGAUACUCUUAUUAUUGGUACUAAUUAUUCAUUUAUUAUUAUUCCUAU